CUUCGAUAGCUGCCGUGUAGUGAUCAAAAUGAAGAACUAUUUGGCUUCUCUGGUACUCGCCGUGUGUUUACUCACCGGCCCAGUUGCUAGUCAGUCGGCAACGGUAUCGAUCAAUAUUGGAGGAAGUGUUAUCACUUUAGCGUCGUCGGACUUGUCGACGAUAUUGGCUAUUGUAGCAGCGUUGCAAACAUCAACGACAACAACUGCAGCAACGACAACUGCUGCCGCUACUACAACCGUUGCCACCACUGCUGCUACUACAGCAGCUUCGACCACUACGACGGCAGCCACUACCGCUGCCACCACUGCGGCUACUACAGCAGCUACUACCACUACGACAGCUGCCACUACCGCUGCCACCACUGCUGCUACUACAGCAGCUACGACCACUACGACAGCUGCCACUACCGCUGCCACCACUGCGGCUACUACAGCAGCUACUACCACUACGACUGCUGCCACUACUGCAGCCACCACUGCGGCUACUACUGCUGCUACGACAACAACGACAGCUGCAACUACUGCUGCAACUACCGCUGCUACUACAGCUGCUACCACCACUACGACCGCUGCCACCACUGCCGCUACUACAGCAGCUACUACCACUACGACAGCUGCUACCACUGCUGCCACUACUGCCGCUACUACAGCAGCUACUACCACUACGACAGCUGCCACCACUGCUGCCACCACUGCUGCCACUACUGCCGCUACUACAGCAGCUACUACCACUACGACAGCUGCCACCACUGCCGCUACUACAGCAGCUACUACCACUACGACAGCUGCGACUACUGCAGCCACCACUGCUGCUACCACCACUACGACGGCUGCAACAACUGCUGCUACGACGACCACUACUGCUGCCACAACCGCUGCAACUACGACUACUACCACUGCUGCCACAACCGCUGCAACCACAACUACAACUACAGUAGCCCCGACAACUACGACUACUACAGUUGCACCGACUACCACAACCACUACUGCUGCACCGACUGCCACAACCACUACUGCAGCUACGACCACGACAGCGGCCCCUAGUGUGACUAUAACUCUUACUCUCAACGGAAAUACUAUCACCAUCGUCGCUUCUGAUUCGAGCUUGGUGAAUUUGUUGACACAAAUUUUGACAAGUUUGACAGCAACGACUACUACUGUUGCCCCGACUACCACAACGACUACUGCUGUCCCGACUACUACGACCACUACUGCUGCACCUACUACUACCACGACCACCACAGUUGCCCCGACUACUACGACCACUACUGCGGCACCUACUACUACCACGACCACCACAGUUGCCCCGACAACUACGACCACUACUGCUGCCCCAACUACCACGACCACAACUGUUGCACCUACCACUACCACGAUUGCUACCAGCACGACAACACGUAAAUGUGGAGUUGGCAUUGGAAUCGGAGGUGGAAUUAACAUUGGAGGACUGGGAGGAAUCGGAGGAAGCAUUGGUAUUGGUGCCGGUCUAGGAGGUAUCGGUGCUGGAAUAAAUGUGGGUGGAGGUUUGGGAGGACUCGGUGCCGGAUUUGGUGCUGGUAUCAAUCUUGGCGGAGCAGGAACCGGACUCAAUGUAGGUACUGGAAUUCGUCCGAUCGGAUCGCUUCUCGGAACGGUGAUCAAUACUGCUGGCAACGUGGCCGGCACUGCAAUUAACACGGCUGCCACUGGCAUUCGUCCGAUCGGAUCGCUGCUCGGAACGGCGGUCAAUACGGCUGGAAAUGUGGCCGGCACUGCAAUUAACACGGCUGGCACUGGCAUUCGUCCGAUUGGAUCGCUGCUCGGAACGGCGAUCAAUACGGCUGGAAAUGUGGCCGGAACUGCAAUUAACACGGCUGGCGGUGUGAUCAAUACGGCUGGCAAUUUGGCUGGCACUGCUGUCAAUACGGCUGGAAACCUGGCCGGAACUGCGAUCAAUACGGCCGGUGGCGCAGUGCGGGGAGUCGUUGGAACUGCUACCAAUGUGCUCGGUGCUGCCACAAACGUGGUUGGCAAUGUUGCCGGAGGACUCUUUGGUGGAUUGGCCAGCGGCAUUCAGGCUGCAUCCAAUGUUGGCUCCCGGUUGAACGUCGGAGGAAGUCUAGCCGGUAGUGGCGGACUCUUUGGAAGCAGACUGACUGCAGGCGCCGGUUUUGGAUUCGCUGGAUAAAAAGCGGAAAUCGGACCAAAAUCAAACCCGUUUUAUUCUGACUGAGCUGUUUUCUUUUUCUAUCUUUUAAACCUUCAAUAAAAACUGAUCUAUUUUGAGACCAA
Messenger RNA from Anopheles arabiensis, 2271 nucleotides. RefSeq names its product mucin-5AC-like. Lineage: Eukaryota; Metazoa; Arthropoda; Insecta; Diptera; Culicidae. The transcript has 2 exons. The coding region runs from base 29 to 2167 and encodes 712 amino acids. The record is from RefSeq and is a predicted model, not a curated record.